AUGAGGAGGGCUAACGGAAGUGGUCACUACUAUCAACCACUCUCGCAGUACAGUGAUCAGGACACAGUGGAACAACAGAAUGAUGCCCUGGCUGAUGAGCUGAAAGGCAAAGUACAGAUGCUGAAAUCACUGUCAUUAAAUAUCGGCGAUGAAGUGAAAUAUCAAGACAGAUUAUUGCGUGAGGUGGAUGAUGACUUUGAGAAGACUGGCUAUGUUACAUUACCAUUUAUAGCAAUUUAUGAGGGUCAGUCAAAUGAAAAUGGGUCACCAUGCAUAACUCACAUGGUGCACAAGUUGGUAACACUGGAAUUUGCUUACGGUACAGACAUGUGGUGGGGACUUGGGAAAGCACAGUGA
Cryptotermes secundus is the source of this 357-nucleotide messenger RNA. RefSeq lists its product as uncharacterized. Gene Ontology annotation, molecular function: SNAP receptor activity. The transcript has 2 exons. NCBI's taxonomy places the organism in Eukaryota, Metazoa, Arthropoda, Insecta, Blattodea, Kalotermitidae. Gene Ontology annotation, biological process: endoplasmic reticulum to Golgi vesicle-mediated transport; vesicle fusion with Golgi apparatus. Bases 1 to 357 code for a protein of 118 amino acids. The record is from RefSeq and is a predicted model, not a curated record. Gene Ontology annotation, cellular component: Golgi trans cisterna; SNARE complex.